Molecule: messenger RNA, 1126 nt
Organism: Camellia sinensis
Lineage: Eukaryota; Viridiplantae; Streptophyta; Magnoliopsida; Ericales; Theaceae
Source: RefSeq, a predicted model, not a curated record
CCAGUAUUCUCACUAUAUAAUAUAUAUGAAUUUCAUCAUAAUUUCAUACAUAAUUGUCACUUUUUGCCACCCUCCACAAUUGCAUAAUUGCUGGUGUAUUUUGGUGAAGGUGAUAGAAGGGUUCGGUGUUUCCAAAGUUGUGGAUUCUGAUAACCCGAAUUUCAAACCUGGUGAUUUCGUCACAGGGAUGACAGGUUGGGAAGAAUACAGCUUGAUCAAAAAACCAGAACAGUUGAGAAAGAUCCAGCCAAAUGAUAUCCCUCUUUCGUACUAUGUGGGCCUUCUUGGUAUGCCAGGUUUUACCGCUUAUGCUGGAUUUCAUGAGGUUUGUGCCCCUAAAAAAGGAGAUUAUCUUUUUGUCUCUGCUGCAUCAGGAGCCGUUGGUCAGCUUGUAGGCCAACUCGCUAAGCUACACGGAUGCUAUGUAGUUGGAAGUGCUGGCACAGACCAGAAAGUUGAUCUUCUGAAGAAUAAGCUUGGGUUUGAUGAAGCUUUUAACUACAAAAAAGAGACAGACCUUGAUGCAGCAUUGAAAAGGUUCUUUCCGAAAGGCAUUGAUAUUUACUUCGACAAUGUAGGCGGACGUAUGCUUGAUGCAGCACUUACAAACAUGAGGAUCCAUGGCAGAGUCGCCAUUUGCGGGAUGGUAUCUGAGCAAAGCUUGUCUAAUAUCCGAGGGAUUUACAAAGUGUUCAAUCUCAUAUCCAGGCGCAUAACGAUGCAAGGAUUCCUGCAGAGCGAUUACUUGCAUUUGUACCCACAGUUUUUGGAAGACGUGAUUAGUUACUACAAGCAAGGGAAGAUUGUUUACAUUGAAGAUAUGAAUGAAGGGUUGGAAACUGCUCCGGCUGCAUUUGUUGGGUUAUGUUCUGGGAAAAACGUUGGUAAGCAGGUCAUUUGUGUUGCUCGUGAAUAAUGUUAUUCUUGCAUAGCAUAGUUGUACACUGGAAAAAUUGUUGGUAAGCAGGUUGGUUGUGUUGCCGGUGAAUAAUGCUCUCUUUUCUUGCAUAGCAUGGUUGUACACUGUGGUGACAGUUGGGAAUUCUGUUUUGGGUUUACAAUUUAUUCUGCUUAUUAUGACACUUUUCUUGAACUUUCUAUUUAUUAAAUAUAGACUUAACUCAAA